GAAGAAGAAGCGCCGUGCACAAACAACACUAGGGAUUUUCGCGAGAGAUUUCUUAUCGCUAAACAGGGAUGCGAUGUUCUGGUGAGUAGAAGCUGAAAGAGGAAAAAACUCUAUCAGCAAAAGAUAUCUCUGGCAACCAUGGCUUCAGAGCUCCAUGAAACGAUCUUUAUGGCCAAACAAGAGCGGCACAAGAAUCUUUUCCUGAACUACAGAAACCUCAACAAUUUCCCUGUCGAGCUUCUUAAAGAUGAAGGUCUGCAGUUCUUAGAGAGACUCUACAUGAAGAGAAACUCCCUCACAACACUGCCUGAGAAUCUUGCCCAGAAACUUCCUAACCUGAUUGAAUUAUACCUGCACUCGAACAAUAUUGCUAUUAUUCCUCAAGCUAUUGGCAACCUGGUGAAGCUGCAGUCACUGGACCUGAGUGACAAUGCUCUGCAAGUCAUCUGCCCAGAGAUUGGUCAACUGCGCUCAUUACGACACCUGCGAUUGGCCAACAAUCAGCUGAAAUUUCUCCCACAAGAGCUUGGAGAUCUGAGAGAGCUGGAGACACUCGAUGUUUCCAUGAACUUCCUGAGGACUCUGCCAGAGCGUCUGCACAGGUGUCUGUCCCUGCAGUGCCUGACGGCAGACCGCAACCUCCUGCACUGCCUUCCUCGCCAGCUCUGCCUGCUGCCUGACCUCAAUGAGCUCUCCAUGGCCGCCAACUGCCUGACCUCACUGCCUCUGGAUAUGGGGCGCUCCAUGGAGCUGCAGUUUGUCUUUGUGGACAACAACACUCACCUGAAGGGUCUCCCAUCGUAUCUUUAUAACAAAGUCAUUGGCUGCAGUGGAUGCGGUCUAGCAACUGAGAUCUCUGACGUGAAGCAGCUCUCUUUGAGUCUGGGAGAUGUGACCGUUCCUCUCCCCUCUGAAGUGAAGGCCAUCUGCUCCGAGACUGACUGUGUAUUACCUCUGGAAGAGCUGGCGUGCAGAGUCCUGCAUGCGGCCCAUAACCGAACAAGUGCAGAUGUGCAGUUCCAGUUGCCUAAGAGUCUGCUGGAUGUGGUCCAGUGGCCUCUGGGUCACUGUCACCGCUGCAGUCAGCCUAUGUUCACCAUCGUCUACCCCAAACUCUUCCCUCUCAGAGAGACCGCACUCGCCGGUGUGCACAAGAGAACCACUGUGAGUUUUGUAGCGUACUGCUGCUCAAGCCAGUGUCUGAGGACGUUUGACCUGCAGGGCUGACAUCUCUCAUCUGCUGACCUCACAUCACUUCUCAUGGUGCUUUCAUAGUCAUGGAUGUGUAGGAAACUGCAAGAGACUUUCUGUUGAACUAAUACAGCUCUGGAAAAAUUAAGAGACCAAUGCAAAAAUCAGUUUCUCUGGAUUUACUAUUUACAGGUAUGUGUUUAUGUAAAAUUCACAUUUUUGUUUUAUUCUAUAAAGUACUGACAACAUUUCUCCCAAAUAAAAUAUUUUCAUUUAGAGCAUUUAUU
This is a messenger RNA of Xyrauchen texanus (razorback sucker), 1478 nucleotides long. Its product is annotated as leucine-rich repeat-containing protein 28-like. Lineage: Eukaryota; Metazoa; Chordata; Actinopteri; Cypriniformes; Catostomidae. The transcript is spliced from 10 exons. Bases 139 to 1227 code for a protein of 362 amino acids. The record is from RefSeq and is a predicted model, not a curated record. Gene Ontology annotation, molecular function: protein binding.